Lactuca sativa (garden lettuce) is the source of this 2275-nucleotide messenger RNA. NCBI's taxonomy places the organism in Eukaryota, Viridiplantae, Streptophyta, Magnoliopsida, Asterales, Asteraceae. The record is from RefSeq and is a predicted model, not a curated record.
AGGACCAUCAAUAUCAGUUUCUGUAAUCAGAAGGAACAAGAGUCAAGGAAUAAUGAAUUCAGGUUUUCUGAUUUGAAGUGUCAAAAUAUGAGUUUUGGUAUCUUCUCUUGGUGAUUUGAAGUGUGGAAAAUCUAGAACCAAGAAAAAAUCUACAAAUCUCAAUUCGCAAAUAAGGUCGUUUCUUUCUUUUCUAUAAUUUACAAUGUCUCCUAGAUUAAAAAAAUAUGCAUCUGGAUAUGAAAAAUGUAAAAAGAAACAAAAAAUUAAAGAAGAUAAUAAAGUUCAAGCAGGUUCUAUGGAUAAGUUUGUAACAAAAAAAAACAAAUUUUUUUUCGGAAAAUGAAACACAAACUGUUAAUGAAGAUAAUAUUGAUGAUAAUGAUUAUGUUGAUGUUGAUGUUGAUGUUAAUGAUAAUGCUAAUGACAAUGUUGAUGUUAAUGAUAAUCCUAAUGUUGAUGUUGAUGGUAAUGUUGAUUUUCACACUUUUGAUAUAUUUGAUCCAAGAAAUUGGGUUGUUCUUGAUUCUAAUAUGAUAAAUAUAUUAGCAUUGAAAGGUCCUAAAAGAUUUUCUGCAACAUAUUACACUAAAACUUUACCAAAUGGGGAAAAAUGUGAUAGAGAUUGGCUUGUUUAUUCUAAAAAAAUUGAUAAUUUUUUUUUGUUUUUGUUGUAAAUUUUUUCCGAAAAUGGUGUGGAAAGGGUCAAUUAGCAAAUGAGGGUUUUAGAGACUGGAUACAUCUUAACACUAGAAUUAAAGAGCAUGAAACUAGUAUGGAACAUGUUAAAAGUAUAAAUACUUGGUAUGAUUUGCAUUUAAGAUUACAAAAAAAUAAAACUAUUGAUAAUGCAGCUAAAAAACAAUUAGAAAAAGAAAAAGUUCAUUGGAGACAAGUUUUGUUGAGAAUUAUCUCUAUUGUGAAAUUUCUUGCUAAACAUAAUCUUGCUUUUCGUGGUACUAAUGAGAAAGUGUAUGAAGAUAACAAUGGAAAUUUCUUAGGCUUAUUUGAAAUGCUGAUUGAAUUUGACAUCGUUUCUUAUGAGCAUAUACAACGUAUUAUAAAUGAAAUUGGUAUCCAUAAACAUUAUCUUGGGCAUAGGAUACAAAAUGAAUUAAUAAUUUUGCUUUCUUCGGAAAUAAAAUCUAUGAUUAUUAGAAAGAUAAAAAAUGCAAAAUAUUUUUCUAUAAUACUUGAUUGUACUCCUGAUAUAAGUCGCCAAGAGCAAAUGACUAUUAUUUUAAGAUAUGUGGAUGUUUCGUCAAAUGUUGUUUGCAUUGAAGAAUCCUUUUUAGGGGUUUUAGAUGUAAAUGAUACAACCGGCCAAGGACUUUUUGAUGUCUUACAAAAUGAAUUGAAUUUGCUUGAUCUUGAUAUAAGUCACCAAGAGCAAAUGACUAUUAUUUUAAGAUAUGUGGAUGUUUCGUCAAAUGUUGUUUGCAUUGAAGAAUCUUUUUUAGGGUUUUUAGAUGUAAAUGAUACAACCGGCCAAAGACUUUUUGAUGUUUUACAAAAUGAACUGAAUUUGCUUGAUCUUGACAUUAAUAAUGUACGUGGACAAGGCUAUGAUAAUGGAUCAAAUAUAAAAGGAAAACAUCAAGGAGUGCAAAACAAGCUUUUAGAUAUAAAUUCUAGAGCUUUUUAUACUCCUUGUGGUUGUUAUAGUUUGAACUUAACUUUGUGUGAUAUGGCUAAUGCUUGUGGUAAAGCUAAAGGUUUUUUUUGGAACAAUACAACGUAUCUAUACAAUUUUUGCAAAUUCCACUAAGAGAUGACAAAUUUUAAAAGAUAAUGUGAAAGGGUUAACUCCUAAAUCUUUGUCAUCCACUCGGUAGGAGAGUCGUGUUGAUAGUGUUAAAGCUAUAAAAUUUCAAAUUUUUGACAUACAAAAGGCUUUACUUCAAGUAGCCAAAAAUGAUAAUGAUCCAAAAAUAACAAGUGAAGCUAAAUCUUUAGCAAAAAAUGAACUUGGUAACUUUAAGUUUAUAUUGGCUUUAGUAAUUUGGUAUAAAAUGUUAAAUGCUGUUAAUUUAGUUAGCAAACAAUUGCAAUCAAAAGAUAUGCUUAUUGAUGUUGGUAUGAAAAAAUAAAGGGGCAGAUUUCGUUUUUUAAAGAAUAUAGAGAAAAUGGUUUUUUAAAUGCUUUAGAAACUGCAAAAGAUAUUGCCUUGGAAAUAGGUAUCGAUCCAAUAUUUUCUAAAAAACGUGAACCUAAAAUAAAAAAAACAUUUUGAUGCGAUUUCAUCCCAUGCUUCUUGUAGUGUUUCACAAUCCACACA